UAGAGGGACGAACUUCUUUGACGGAUAAAGGACCAGGAAGCGUAAAACACACUUAACAUCCGUGUUCUUCCCUAAAUGCUUCACGUUUCUGUUGACAUAAUAUUUUUCAUAACAUUCGUCGUAAAUUAUUUGAUAAAUAACCUUUUUAUGUAAUUGGUAGGCUAUUUCAUGAUUUGUAAUGUGUUGAACGCGAUCAGACCCUCAAAGGCCACACAAGGGCACAUGCUCAGGGCUCUCAAGUUUGAUAAAAAUGUUAUCUUGAGAUUACCAUACCUGUCAACGUUUGGGUACUAAAAUCCGGGAGACUGGGGUGAUCGAUGUUUCUGAUAGGGGCCAUUUCGAGAGCUCUCAACUCGGCAGAAAACUUCCCUCAGUAGUCUAUGACUGCGGCUCAGCGGGACAAGUUAUAGCCUACCUUACUUCUCAGCGUGAUAAAUAUCAUUGACUGUCUCUGUCAGUCUCUCUAUCACUGACUGACAUCUGACUGUCUCACUCUUUUUCUAUAGCAAUGAAUGCAUUUCAUGUUUUCAACUAUGUCAUGUCACGCACAUCAUUAGACUGCUGUGAAAGUUCAUAUCGGAAAGGCUAGGCUGGGUUACAGGAAGACUGAGAUCUAUAAAUGAAACUUAAGUAAUGAUGAACACAGGUAGCACACGCUAUCUUAUCUUUUUUCAAUACAUUGGAACUAAAUACUGCGGAGUGGUUAGGUCACCUGCACACUAUCAGAUGUUCGGGGUCCAGAACCAUCUGGAGGACGCAGUGAGGAAGCUUCGCCCUCUCAGCGACGUGUCGUUGACCAUCUCCAGCCGGACAGACACCGGCGUCCACGCCCUCUCUAACUCCGCCCACUUUGACCUACAACGCAGAAACAACAAGCCCCCAUUCUCAGAGGAUGUCCUAGUCGACGCCCUCAACUUUCACCUGAGGCAGGAGCCAAUCAGGGUCAACUGUGCCUACCGUGUGCCUGAAGGGUUCCAUGCACGUUUCCGCGCCACGUCACGAACAUACGUGUACCGGCUGGCUGCCGGUGUGACCCGGCCCUCCCAGCUGCCCCUGGCCGACCUCAGGCUGUGCUGGGGCCUAUGCAACACGGAGCUGAACGUGGGGGCCAUGCGUGAGGCUGCUUCCCUGCUGGUGGGGACCCAUAACUUCAGCAGCUUCAGAGCAUUGAACUCUGAGACACCUUUCAAGGACCCUGUGAAGACCCUGGACCUGGUUCUCCUGGAGCCGGGAGAGGCGUUCGCUCACAGACAUUUCCACAGAGAGAUCCGGUUCUGGGAGCUUACUUUCAAGAGUAGAUCCUUUCUCUACAAACAGGUGCGCAGGAUGACUGGGGCUCUGGUGGCGGUCGGCCAGGGAAAGCUCUCCAUCUCUCAGCUAGAGAAACUACUGGAGGCCCAGGACUCCCUGGCCUACCCACAGAACCUGACAGCACCCCCCCAGGGCCUGUUUCUGACCCAGGUGGAGUACCAGCAACAAGGUGAGAUGCUGCAGCUGAGCUCCAGGGUUCUGAACGCCCCGGCAGCUCACUAGAUAGGUAUGUGUGCCAUGUAGGCUGAGGCCUUACCGCACGGCCUGGGGUCACGCUGAGGCCUUCCCGCGUGGCCUGCCUGGGGUCCAGCUGAGGCCUUACCGCACAGCCUGCCUGGGGUCCAGCUGAGGCCUUACCGCACGGCCUGCCUGGGGUCCAGCUGAGGCCUUACCGCACGGCCUGCUUGGGGUCCAGCUGAGGCCUUACCGCACGGCCUGGGGUCCAGCUGAGGCCUUACCGCACGGCCUGGGGUCCAGCUGAGGCUUUAACGCACGGCCUGCCUGGGGUCCAGCUGAGGCCUUACCGCACGGCCUGGGGUCCAGCUGAGGCCUUACCGCACGGCCUGGGGUCCAGCUGAGGCCUUACC
Molecule: messenger RNA, 1898 nt
Organism: Hypomesus transpacificus
Lineage: Eukaryota; Metazoa; Chordata; Actinopteri; Osmeriformes; Osmeridae
Gene: pusl1
Product: pseudouridine synthase like 1
Exons: 7
Coding region: 634-1533 (299 amino acids)
Biological process (GO): tRNA pseudouridine synthesis
Molecular function (GO): RNA binding; pseudouridine synthase activity
Source: RefSeq, a predicted model, not a curated record